Molecule: messenger RNA, 3356 nt
Organism: Nycticebus coucang (slow loris)
Lineage: Eukaryota; Metazoa; Chordata; Mammalia; Primates; Lorisidae
Product: nuclear body protein SP140-like protein
Exons: 26
Coding region: 224-2713 (829 amino acids)
Biological process (GO): regulation of transcription by RNA polymerase II
Cellular component (GO): nucleus
Molecular function (GO): protein binding; DNA-binding transcription factor activity, RNA polymerase II-specific; DNA binding
Source: RefSeq, a predicted model, not a curated record
AGUCACAUUUCAGGAAAGCUGGGAAGCCCCUGGAGUGAAGGAGGGGAGACAUGGUGUCCACAGCAUGUGAACUUCAAUAAAUACUUUCACUUCUCUUUUCCUCAUUGGGGCGGAGCCUUCUCUGGAUAAAUCGAACUGUCAGCAGACUUUCUACUCAGAGCCUGGGCAGACACCCUGGACCCAGGCCAGGCAGACUGAAGGGAUCAGAAACCAGGAUCUGAGGAUGGCAAGUGGCAGCCGUGACCUGAGCAUCAGGAUGUCCACAGAAGACCAGGACAUAGAGGACAGGCAUAUCAGUAACUGUGUAUUCAGUCACUUCAAAAAACUAAAGGUGGACAUUUCAUAUGCAAUAACAAGGACAUUUCCAUUUCUUGAGCGCCUCCGUGACCAUGGACUCAUCACACACAAACUCUAUGAAGAUUCUCAAGAUUCUCUUAAAAACCUGGUCCCUGUACAAAGAGUGGUGUACAAUGUUCUCAAUGAGCUGGAGAAGACAUUUAACGUAAAAGUCUUGAAUGUAUUGUUCAGCAACAUCAACAAGAAGGAAUACCCUGGUUUAAUUCUCAUCUAUGAAAGCUUCAGAAAUGUGAUCCCAGAUCAAUCAUAUUUACGAGAAAGUGAUGAAGAAGAGAGACUGGAGGGGCCCAGUGGCCAACUAAGCCUUGAACAAGGAACUGGUGAAAACUCUAUUCCAAGCCUGCCUCAGCCACCCUCAGAUGCCUCCGUUUCCACUGGUACAACCCCACCUGAAAAUGGACUCUCAGAGCAAUUCUGGGAAACAGAGCAGGUAAAAAGGAGAAGAAAAGAUGAAACCAGAGACAAAAAUGAUGCAUUAGGAUGCCAAGAAGCAAAUCAGCAACGCGCCCAAGAGCCUGAGCCAGCAGGAGCAGAGCUAUCCAGCCAAGAAAUCCAAAUUAAGCCCUGUGUCGUGAAUCUGGUGGAUAUAAAGAAGGAAAACAGAUUUUUUAACUCACAUGUUGAGCAACAAGCCCAAGCAAGAACUAACCAUAAACAAGAGUCUGACAUAAUAGAAAUCAGCAGUGAGGACUCUGAAGAAUCCAAUGAUGAGGACAAGCACUCAGCAAUGGAAAAUAAACCUGUGAUCAGUAACUAUGACUCUGCAGAAUCAAGCGAGGGAGAGGACAUCCAAGAAGCCACUUGCUCACGAUCCCAGACUGCACCAGUUUCAAGAUUUCCCAGAGAUGAAAAUAUGAAUUUUCAACUUCCUGAACUUCCUGUGACUUGUGGUAAGCUGAAGGGGACUCUACAUAAGGAGAAAUUGAAACAAGGAAGCUCCCAAAAAAGUAUUCAGACUGAGGAUGGAAAGUGGCUCACCCCCAGGGAAUUUGAAAUUAAAGGAGGCUACGAAGCAUCCAAGAAAUGGAAGCAAAGUAUACGCUGUGGUGGACAUACUUUGCAAGAACUGAUAAAGAGGGGAGUCCUACCAAACCCACCAAAAACAAAAAGAAAGGGUCCUUUCACAGAAGAUAAAGAAAGUAGUGAGGAAGAGCCCAAAGAGGAUGAGAAUGAUAGAGACAAGACCCUUGAAGAUGAGUUUUCAAAUGAUGAUGUAGAGGUGGGAGUCCUGCUAAAACAACGAAGAAGAAGAAGAAAGGGUCCUAUCAUAGAAGAUGAAGAAAGUAGUGAGGAAGAGCCCAAAGAGGAUGAGAAUGAUAGAGACAAGACCCUUGAAGAUGAGCUUUCUGGGCAAAGAGGUGUAGAGGUGGAAGUCCUACCAAACCGACGAAAAACAAAAAGAAAGGGUCCUAUCAUAGAAGAUGAAGAAAGUAGUGAGGAAGAGCCCAAAGAGGAUGAGAAUGAUAGAGACAAGACCCUUGAAGAUGAGCUUUCUGGGCAAAGAGGUGUAGAGGUGGAAGUCCUACCAAACCGACGAAAAACAAAAAGAAAGGGUCCUAUCAUAGAAGAUGAAGAAAGUAGUGAGGAAGAGCCCAAAGAGGAUGAGAAUGAUAGAGACAAGACCCUUGAAGAUGAGCUUUCUGGGCAAAGAGGUGUAGAGGUGGAAGUCCUACCAAACCGACGAAAAACAAAAAGAAAGGGUCCUAUUAUAGAAGAUGAAGAAAGUAGUGAGGAAGAGCCCAAACAGGAUGAGGAUGAUAGAAACACCUUUGAAGAUGAGUUUCCAAAUGAUGAUGCAGAGCCGAAAAACUCCAACAUAUGUGAGGUAUGCAGAAAAUGGGGAGACCUGUUCUGCUGUGACACCUGUCCAAGAUCCUUUCAUGAGAACUGCCACAUCCCACCAGUGGAAUGUGAGAGGAAUCCAUGGAGUUGCAUCUUCUGUGAGAUACAGGCUAUCCAAGAAAGAUGCCGGGAAAGCCCACCAUGUCAUCAGGAAUCUGAGGUCCUGGUGAAACAGAUGCUGCCUGAGGAACAGUUGAAAUGUGAGUUUGUCCUCUUGAAGGUCUACUGUGAUCCAAAAAGCUCCUUUUUUGCGGGGAAACCAUAUUAUAGCAGAUAUGGGUCUCAGGGUCCAGAAAAACCCAUGUGGUUAAACAAAGUCAAGGAAAGCCUGAACAAGAAGAUGUACCCCCAAGUGAAAGGGUUUGUGGAGGACAUGCGCCUCAUCUUUCAGAACCACAAGGAACUUUAUGAGAAAAAUAAUUUCAUCAGACUUGGAUUUCAAAUAGAGAACAACUUCGAGAGGAAUUUCAAAAACACUUUCUCAAUUCAGGAAACAAGCAAGAAUAAUUCUUGAUUUGAGCCUAUUUUCACUUCCUCCCUUUGGAUCUUGCAGCAGCCAAGGACAUAAUGUGUCCCACUAAUCCCUGCAUAUUCCUCUGCAAACAUCAUUAUCACUCUGCAAAUUCUCUUUUUGAAUAGUUUGGAGAGAAAGUUACAAAGUCUUUCUGUAAAGGAUGAUAUUAUAUCCUUCCAUUUAUUCAAACCUUGUAUUAGGUUCUUCAGUAAUGUUUACUCUUCCCCUUCCCACGUAGGAUCUUGUUUCUGUGUUUUUGGGUUUUUUUUACUUUUCAAAACUUGUGGUUAUCACUGUGAAAAUGAUCCUUUUCCUAUUAAACUGUACUGCUGAUUAUUGCCUGUUGUAGAAGACUACUGUUAUUUGUAUAUUUUUAGUCACUGAUUACUUAACCAAUACCAGAUAGUAUUUUUUUUUAUUUUUGGCUUUUGACCCUGUGGUAUCAGGAAGCCUGUGGUGGGCGUGUAGCAUCUACAACUUCAAAUUCAUGGAACUGUGAUUGGUGCAGCUGAUGGAGGUAUUCCUUGCCUGGCAUACCUCUGACAGUUCUUGGUUCUAGUGGGGAAUGGCUCUGCCAGAGCGUCCUGAUGUACUUGUAUGUUAUCUUCUUAUCUGGAGCACCUAUAACAAAGAUAGAAUAACA